AUGCAGAGCUGCUGCAGCUCAGAUGACGGCCACCAAGGACGCCAGGAGGAGGCCAGGAGCCUCGAGCGUGGCUGGAGGAUCUCACCAGGCCGUGCUCAGCCAUACACUCGCAGGAUUGCGUUGAGGGAGCUGGCUGCAGGGAGGAAGCCCGGACCGGGAUCCCCAGGCGAGGACGUCAACAAGACCGCCUGGGAGCUGCCCAAGACCUACGCGUCCCCGACGCACGUCGGCAGCGGGGCCUAUGGCUCUGUGUGCUCGGCCAUCGACAAGCGGUCUGGGGAGAAGGUGGCCAUCAAGAAGCUGAGCCGGCCCUUCCAGUCCGAGAUCUUCGCCAAACGUGCCUACCGGGAAUUGCUGCUGCUGAAGCACAUGCAUGAGCCUGUCAUUGGGCUCCUGGAUGUCUUCACUGCAGCCUCCUCCCUGCGUAACUUCCAUGACUUCUACCUGGUGAUGCCGUUCAUGCAGACGGAUAUGCAGAAGAUCAUGGGGAUGGAGUUCAGUGAGGACAAGAUCCAGUACUUGGUGUAUCAGAUGCUCAAAGGUCUUAAGUACAUCCACUCGGCGGGGGUUGUCCACAGGGACCUAAAGCCGGGCAACCUGGCCGUGAACGAGGACUGUGAGCUGAAGAUACUGGAUUUCGGGCUGGCUCGACAUGCAGAUGCCGAGAUGACCGGCUACGUGGUGACGCGCUGGUACCGGGCCCCGGAGGUGAUCCUCAGCUGGAUGCACUACAACCAGACGGUGGACAUCUGGUCUGUUGGCUGCAUCAUGGCCGAGAUGCUGACCGGGAAAACUCUGUUCAAGGGGAAAGACUACCUGGACCAGUUGACCCAAAUCCUGAAAGUGACGGGGGUGCCAGGCACCGAGUUUGUGCAGAAGCUCCAUGACAAAGCGGCCAAAUCCUACAUCCAGUCACUGCCCCAGAGCCCCAAGAAAGAUUUCACUCAGCUCUUCCCGCGGGCCAGCCCCCAGGCCACUGACCUGCUGGAAAAGAUCCUGGAGCUGGACGUGGACAAGCGUCUGACAGCCUCGCAGGCCCUCGCCCACCCCUUCUUUGAGCCCAUCCGGGACCCAGAGGAGGAGACAGAGGCCCAGCCAUUUGAUGAUGCCUUAGAGCACGAGAAACUCUCAGUGGACGAAUGGAAGCAGCACAUCUACAAGGAGAUUGUGAACUUCAGCCCCAUCGCCCGGAAAGACUCACGGCGCCGGAGUGGCUUGAAGCUGCAGUGACUCGUCCAGCCCGACCCCGGCUGAGCCUGGAACUGCCACACAGCACUGCUGGCCAGACACCACACGGGACCCGUGUUUGUCACCCCUGGAGCCUCAACCCUCAUGGCCUAGAGACUUCUAAGCAGAGGACAGAGGCCCUUCUCGUGGGAGAUGAGCCUCACAGAGGCAGAAUCGAGAAAUGUCGGUUGGGGAAGAGUAACUCUGGUCCUAUGGGCUGCAUUAAAGCGCCUGCGAGGAGAGUCA
Molecule: messenger RNA, 1473 nt
Organism: Tupaia belangeri chinensis (Chinese tree shrew)
Lineage: Eukaryota; Metazoa; Chordata; Mammalia; Scandentia; Tupaiidae
Gene: MAPK13
Product: mitogen-activated protein kinase 13
Exons: 13
Coding region: 1-1230 (409 amino acids)
Biological process (GO): protein phosphorylation; MAPK cascade
Molecular function (GO): MAP kinase activity; ATP binding
Source: RefSeq, a predicted model, not a curated record